AUGGUCUUUGGAUCCAUUCGCCUUAGGACUGCCUACACCGAGUUCCAAGACCCUUCUGCCUCAGAGGCAGAUAGGGACGUCUAUGGGCGCAUGGAAGACCGCUUGGCCUUCGCCGGUGAAGGCGCCCUGCCUGGGCCCAUGGGCGCGCAGUGCACCCACGGCGCCGUGUUCUCAGGCGGGCAUGCGGCUGUGCAGAUACUGGCCGGCCUUGGGAAGAGCGAGGUGGCGACUCUGAAGGACAUGCACGGGCCCAUGGGCUUGGAUGUUCCUGCCUUGGUUGAGGUCAUGGCGACCGGACGCCUCUCCCGGAAGAGGGAGCGCCCUGCCUGA
Messenger RNA from Effrenium voratum, 330 nucleotides. NCBI's taxonomy places the organism in Eukaryota, Dinophyceae, Suessiales, Symbiodiniaceae. The record is from the annotation of a GenBank genome assembly.